Molecule: messenger RNA, 8441 nt
Organism: Zonotrichia leucophrys gambelii
Lineage: Eukaryota; Metazoa; Chordata; Aves; Passeriformes; Passerellidae
Gene: ZNF638
Product: zinc finger protein 638
Exons: 31
Coding region: 1658-8311 (2217 amino acids)
Cellular component (GO): nucleus
Molecular function (GO): RNA binding; zinc ion binding
Source: RefSeq, a predicted model, not a curated record
UUUGGGCUUUUUUUUGGGGGGGAAUUUUAGGCAGGAAUGGCAGUGAUGGUGUCAGGGACCUGUUGCUGGUGUUUAAAUCGAUUUAUCAAACUUUGUGCUGCUCUGAAAGUGGAAUUUGAGGAAAGUUCCUGGUGUUAAAAUGCCUGAUUUUGGUUUUGUUUCUGGAAUUCUUGGUUGAAAGGCUUGUCCUGAUUUUUAUUUUCUUGGAUAAAAACCUGCCCCAAAGGGAUGGGAUCCCCCUGCUGGGAUGGGGCAGAAUUUUGGGAAUAUUCCAAUGGAUUUCAGGGCAGGUGUUGAUGUUCUGCUUGGGAUGGGAUUCACUUUUGCUGGGAGUUCUGUUUGGGAUUUGGGAGCUGAGUUUGGCUUUCCCUGAGCUGGGAAUGGGCCUGGAGUGGCUGAGGGGAUAUUCCAACCCUGCAAAAUGUCCUUUUCCAUAGGAAAACUGGGAAAGGGGAGUGGGGAAAUGGGAUUUUGGCUUCCAGGGUGGCACAGAGUGGGAGGAGUAACUUUGUUUGGGGUUUGGGUUUCUUUUUUCCACGUGGUUUUAUCUCAUCCCAGGAAUUUUCUUAUUGAAGUUCUUCCUCUCCCAUCCUGGUCCUUUUUUAGGAUCUGAUUCCCUCAGGCUUUACAAUUCCAGCUUUUCCUGGGAAAUUCAAAUUUCCAGGCUGGGAUUUGUCCUCUUCCCAUUAUCCAGGUGCUCCAGGACCAUUCCCAUUCUGCCUUCCUCUUCCUCCUCAUCCUCCAGAGCACAUCCCAACCCCUUGUGUGUCCUGGUUUGGCUGGACCAUUCCCAGUGAUCCUGGCUCUUGGAAUUCCAAAUCCACUGAUCCCAGCUGAGAUCCUGCUGGAUCUGGAGCUGGUAACCAGAAUGUCCCCAGGGAGGAUUUGGCCUGGAGCUGCUUUCACCUCAAAAAUCCUGGGAAUUCUUGCUUGAGCAGGCAGGUGGUCCUGCUGGAAUGGGAGAACCUGGAAUUGGGAGAACCUGGAGUGCCAGACCACCUGGAAUGAGAGAACUUGGAAUGGGAGCCCACCAUGGAUGGGAGAACUUGGAAUUGGGAGAACCUGGAAUGCCAACCCACCAUGGAUGGGAGAACCUGGAAUGCCAGCCCAUCUGGAAUGGGAGCCCACCAUGAAUGGGAGAACCUGGAAUGGGAGCCCACCAUGGAUGGGAGAACCUGGAAUGCCAGCCCACCUUGAAUGGCAGAACCUGGAAUGCCAGCCCUCCUGGAUCUGUCGUGCUCUGCUGGAUUUGGGAGGAGCUGGAAGAUCCCAGGAUGGAAGGAUUACAUGGAUGGACACCAUGGAUAACCCAGAAACUGCAGGAGCUCCUGCUGGAACCGGGAUGUCCCCUCGAGGUCUGGAGGUGACAAUCCCACAGAUCCAGAGGGUGGUGAGGUGCCCAGAGCCAUCCAAAUCAUGGGAAGGAAUUCCCAGCUGCAGGAAAAGGGCUGGGAAUGCCUUGCCCAAGUCCUGCCCUUGAUGAGAGAACAUCUGUGGGUGAGGAAUUCUCCAGAGGGAAGGACCAUGGCACCCUCUGGAUGGGCAGCACAGGAAGGAGGAGGAAAAUCCAGGUUCUUCCAGAACAUUCCAAGAUUUUGCCAUCAAACAAAGGAAGGGUAGGAGAUCUCCAAAGGAGAUCCAGGUCUUGGGAGUGGACAUGGUGAGCUUUGUGUUGUUCUUGGAAAGUUUCGCACCACUUGUGAAUUCCCUGAACCUUGGCCUUGCCGGCCCCCUUGUGUUGGGCCCUCCUCCUUUUCAGCUUGCCCAAAUUCAGACCCACUUGGCUCUCCAGCGCUCGGCUGCCGGCGGCGGGCGGGCGCCUCCCCGCGCUGGCGUGCGCCAGGCAUUGCUGAAAGACGCAAUGUUUAGCCCCAGAGGAACCUUGCCCCCGAGGCCCAGAGGACCCAACCCGGCGGGCACCAAAGCGCCGGCGGCGUUCGGGGCCGGAGGCGCGGCGGGGCCGCCCAGGAAAGCCGCGCCCCAAGGAGCGCCCCAAGGAGCGCCCCAGAGAUUCUCGGGCCACGAGUGGACGGGUUCGCAGAGGAUCAACGUCCGCGUCACGCUGCACAGGGCCGACCCCAGGAAAGUCAAGGAGAAGAGCGGCCUGCACCAGGAGCAGAAGGGAGACCCCCGUGCCACUCGCUGGGAUGGCGGCCCCUGCCCCGCCGGCACCGCCGGGCCGAAACCGCCCGGCCCGGCGCCGCUCUUGGAGCAGAACUCCAACCCGCAGAACCGCUACACGCCCGAAAGCGCCUCCAGCAUUUUAGCGAGCUUCGGGCUGUCCAACGAGGACCUGGAGGAGCUGAGCCGCUACCCCGACGACCAGCUGACGCCCGAGAACAUGCCGCGGAUCCUGCGGGAGAUCCGCAUCCGCAAGAUGGGCCACGCCGUGCCCGGCCUGCACGCUCCCAGCCGGGGGGAGGAGCCGGGGGGCGAGAGCAGCGGCGGCGGCGCCGUCAAGAGCAAAGUGAUCGACUACGGCCACGCCAGCAAGUACGGCUACACCGAGGACCCGCUGGAGAUCCGCACCUACAACCCCGAGGCGCUGCCCGAGGAACCGCUGGAAGCGCGCAUCUUCAAUCCCGACAGCUCGAGCGCGGAGAACCGGGAAGAAUUCCAGCGGGAGCCGAGCGUGCCGGUGGCCGCCCCGCCGCCCAGCGUGCCCAGCGUGCCCAACGUGCCCAACGUGCCCAACGUGCCGUGCAACCCCGUGUUCCCGGCCGAAGACCUCAUCAAGCUGCCGGCCUUCCCCGCCGACUCCUCGCCCGCUCCGUCGUUUUUCCCGGCCGAGCCGCCGGCCAAGGUGCCGGUGCUGUGCAGCGCCGCGCCCGCCGUGCUGCCGGUGGUGAAGCCGGCGUCCCAGCCGCCCAUGCCGCCGGUGCUGCCGCCCAUCCUGCCGGCGCUGCUGCCCACGCCGCUGCCGCAGCCCAUGCUGCCCCCGGUGAUGCCGCCGCUGGUCCAGCUGCCCGUCACCCAGCACGUGUUGACGCCAUUGACGCCGCCGCCUUUCUCGGCCGGGCUCCUGGCCGCCAUCAGCCAGCACGAGCAGAAGCAGCGCGACGCCGGCAGCGCCCAUCCCGGGCCCAGCGCCCAUCCCGGGCCCAGCGCCCAUCCCGGCCCCAGCACCCAUCCUGGGCCCAGCACCCAUCCUGGGCCCAGCACCCAUCCUGGCCCCAGCACCCAUCCUGGGCCCAGCACCCAUCCUGGCCCCAGCACCCAUGCCAGGCCCAGCGCCCAUCCCGGCCCCAGCGCCCAUCCCGGCCCCUCGGCGGGACACAAACCCUACCACCACAAACCCUACCACUCAGCGGCACAGGAGCCCAUCAAAUCCCCGUUCGGGGUGGUGAAGGCGUCCUGGCUGCCCGUGUUCCCCGAGAAGAGCAAACGCCUGCCCACCCCGUCCAUGAUGAACGACUACUAUGCCACGUCGCCGCGAAUAUUCCCACAUUUGUGUUCUCUGUGUAACCUUGAAUGCACUCAUAUGAAGGAUUGGAUCCUGCACCAGAACAACCCCGAGCACCUGGAGAGCUGCCGCCGGCUGCGCCAGCAAUAUCCCGAGUGGAAUCCUGAGGCUCACUCCUCCAGCAGGCAUGGUGCCGAGCGCAAGGAGAACCGCACCCCGCGCCGCCGCUCACUGUCCCCGCCCAGCCCGUCCCGCCGCCGCUCUCGGCCGCCGCCGCCGCUCCCGCCCGGCUCCUCCUCCUCCUCCUCCUCCUCGCGGCGCCGCCGCUCCCGCUCGCGCAGCCCCGGGCGGCUCCGGCGGCCGCGCUCCCGCAGCCCCGGCGGGCGGCGCCUCCCGCGGCCCCGCUCCCGCUCCCGCUCCCGCUCCCGCCCGCGCAGCCUGGCCCGGGCCAGCCCCCGGCCCCGCCGCAGCCGCUCCCGCAGCGCCGAGCGCGCCCGCGGCGCCAGGGCCAGCCGCUCCUCCGAAGCCCGGCGGGCGGCGCUGGAGGCGGUGAUGCGCACACUCGGUCCCAGUUUCCUGGCCGAGUUCCAGCGGCACCGAUCCCUGCACGAGGCCAAAGCCCACGCGGUGCCCAGGAAAGGCUCCCGGGGCACCCCCAAACCCCGCAAGGACGGGGCAGCCCCCGAGGGCACCCCCAAAAAGGAGCCCCAGGAGGAGGAGGAGGAGGAGGAGGAGGAGACGGGGAAGAGUCAGCCCGGCAACAGGCUGCUGCGCGCGGAGGCUCUGAGCUGCGGCACGGUGCUGCGCCUCUCGGGGCUGCCGCCCUCGGGCUACACCGAGCACGAGAUCCGCGAGCUGGUGCAGCCCUUCGGGAGGGUCAGCGACCUCAUCGUGCUGCGCUCCCGCCGCGAGGCGUACCUGGAGCUGAAGUGCAGGGAGGCGGUGCUGGCGGCCGUGCGCUGCGGGGAGACGGCGCCGCUGCUGCUGCACGGCCACCAACUGAGGGCCAGCGUGGCUGAGGGGACACAGGCAAAGAAAACGGUGAAAAAACGAGUUCUGAACCCCAAAAAAACCCCAACCAGCACCAAGAAAGUCCCGAGCACCAAAGUCCUGACAGGGAAAAAGGAAAAAGUGAAGAAAACAGUGGGGGAGAAGAAAGUGAAGAAAACCUCGAAUGUGGAAGGAAAAGAGGCCGGGGAAGAUUCCGGGGUUGUGGCUGAGGAAAUUCCGGAAUUGGAUCCCAAAAAUCCCGAAAAUCCCAAUAAUCCAAAUAAUCCCAAUAAUCCAAAUAAUCCCAAAAUUUCCCCGGAUCCAGAAGGACCAGGAGACCCCGGGACAGCCCCAGAGGCCGCGCUGAGCGAGGAACCCACGGAUGCAGGCGGGAAGGCUGACGCUGCCGACCCCGCUCAGCUCUGCGUUCUCCUGGUGUCCAACCUGCCCGCCAGGGGCUGCAGCCCGGCCGAGCUCUCCAGCCUGGCCCAGCCCUUCGGGGGCCUGCGGGACCUGCUGGUGCUCUCCUCCCACAAAAAGGCGUUCCUGGAGAUCCCGCGCGGAGCCGCCGAGUCCAUGGUGAAAUUCUACGGGAGCUUCCCGAUGAGCCUGGGCGGGAACCAGCUGGAGAUCCGGCACGAGCCGCGGCUGCCGAGCCUGCAGGACGAGGAAGCCGUUUUCAUCUCUCUCAUCCAGGAGUCUGAUCCCAAGGAUGACACUGACCCCGCUCAGCUCUGCGUUCUCCUGGUGUCCAACCUGCCCGCCAGGGGCUGCAGCCCGGCCGAGCUCUCCAGCCUGGCCCAGCCCUUCGGGGGCCUGCGGGACCUGCUGGUGCUCUCCUCCCACAAAAAGGCGUUCCUGGAGAUCCCGCGCGGAGCCGCCGAGUCCAUGGUGAAAUUCUACGGCAGCUUCCCGAUGAGCCUGGGCGGGAACCAGCUGGAGAUCCGGCACGAGCCGCGGCUGCUGAGCCUGCAGGACGAGGAAGCCGUUUUCAUCUCUCUCAUCCAGGAGUCUGAUCCCAAGGUCAGUUUUCCCAUUUUAUCCCAAAUUUUCCUGCACCUGGUGGACCUCCUCCCGGCCGAGGGCUACCGGGAGCUGGAGCUGGUGUGUGCGGGGCUGCGCUUCGGCCGCGUCGAGCACUACGCCGUGCUCAGCAACAGACACCGGGCCAUCCUGCAGCUGGACAGCCCCAAAUCCGCACGUUCCAUGCACAGUUUCCUGCAGCAAUAUCCAUAUUCCAUAGGAGAACACACACUCACCUGCUCCUUGUCCUCCCAUGGAGACAUUCCUGAGGCUGAAACCGGGAAAAAGGAAGUGAAGAGAGAGGAUGGGAGCAAAGGAAGCUCUGGCUUGAAAAAAAUCCCAGAGGGAUCAGGAACGGUGCAAACACCAGCGGGGAAUCCAUCGGGAGAGGCCAAGAAAGGCCAAAUUCCCACCCCAAAUGUCCCGGAGGAGAUUCCAGCGGGACAGCUGGAGAUUCCCGAGCCGCAGACAGGAGGAGCAGCCGGGGAAUCGCCCGCAGGGAUGGACGUGGAGGGGUUGGAUCCUGGAAUUCCCGUGGAUCCUGCUGGCAGCAAAUCGCCCGCAGCGGGGUCGGAGGAGAAACCGGCGCCGCUUUGCGGAGCGGGCACGGACAAAUCUCGGGAUGGGCCGGAGCUGGAAAUCAUCCCAAAGGAGGAUGAGGAGCCCUCUGCUCCCGCUGAGGAGCCUCUGGGAUCACCCAGCAGGGCCGGGGCAGCGCCGGGAGCCGUCCCUGGAGCGUCCCCGAGCUCGGGGGAGGCGCCCGCGGUGUCACCCGGGGUCACCCAGCCCGGCACGGAGCCGGAGAAAGCUCCCGCUCCCGAGGCUGGGAAAAGCAGCCAGGAACCGGCCACGGAGAGGAGAGCUGUCCCAAAACCUCCGGAUGCUCCAGGGAAAAAACUGGAUGUGGCCGGAGCAGAGAGAGAGGCGACAGCGGAGGAAUCCGUGCCCAAAAUUGGGGAGAAUCCAGGGAAAACUGGGGGCGAGGCUGGGACAGAACUGGAGAAAACACCGGGAAAAACAUCCCCCAAGGGUGGGGAGAACUCUGGGAAUGCUGUUGGUGAGACGCACGGGGGAAGUUCGGUUAAAAUCCCACAAAAUAAAGGGAUGGGAGCUGCAAAAUCCGAAGAAAACCACGCGGCCGCUCCGGUAAAUCCCGCUGCGUCCCUGAAGGAAUCUUGCAUUGGGAAAACCCUGCUGAAGGCAGUGGUGUCUGUCCCGGACAUCCUGAAACAGAAAAUUCCCGUCAGGAUCACCGAGCCUGCCCUGGCAAGAGCUGGGGAGCAGAAAAUCCCCCCCAAAGCAGGACUGGAGAAGAAAAUCCCGCCCAAAACCGCGGCUCAGCCGGGAGCUGGGAACAGCCCACGGAAAGGGAACGGGAAUUCCGGAGCGGAAGCGCAGGGGGACGGCGGGAAGAGCUCAUCCCAGCAGGAAAAGGAUUCCCAGCUGGAAUCUGCCACGAGCUCAAAGCAGAGCCAGCAGGGAGAGCGGGACAUCUGGCACCAAGGAAAAUCAGGCUCCUGGUGGGGCUGGUGCUGCAGCUUUGAAAAGCAGCGCCGGCAGCACUGGAAAACAGAAGGAGGAGGAAGAGCUCUUCCCGUUCAACCUGGACAAGUUCAUCACGGUGGACGAGAUGACAGUGAACCAUUCCAUUCCCAGGAGGAAGAGCUCUUCCUGUUCAACCUGGACGAGUUCGUCACGGUGGAUGAGGAGGAAGAGCUCUUCCCGUUCAACCUGGAUGAGUUCGUCACGGUGGAUGAGGAGGAAGAGCUCUUCCCGUUCAACCUGGACGAGUUCGUCACGGUGGACGAGGUGCUGGAGGAAGCCGAGUCUCCGGUGGUGCCGCGGCGGAACCCCCCGAGGGGGAAGAGAAAAGAAGCCCCCAAAGGCAGCCCUUCGGAGCCGGCGCCCAAGAAGAGGAAAGGGAAGAGUGUCGGAGCCGAAGGUGAGCUGUCCUUUGUCACCUUGGAUGAGAUCGGGGAGGAGGAGGAGGAGGAGGCGCCGGUGCCGCUGCCGGGCGUCGACCCCCAGGGCCUGGUGGUGGUGGAUGAGGUGGUGGAAGAGGAGGAGCUGUCGGAAGCGGUGAAGGACCCGCAGGCGCUGCUGACGCUGGAUGAGAUCUCGGAGCAGGAGGAGCCGGGCUCCCACGGGAACGGGCCCCGGCGGGAAUUGGAGGAGCGGGAGCUGAAGGCCGAGCCCUUGGUGACGGUGGAUGAGAUUGGGGAGGUGGAGGAGCUGCCCCUCAACGAGCCCGCGGAGCUGAGCGCCGCCGAGGAGGGCAAGGCCAACCCCGGGGAGGGCGCGGCCUCCCAGGUGCCCGACGACCCCAACGCCUUGGUGACCGUGGACGAAAUCCAGGAGGACAACGAGGACAAUCCUCUGGUGACUCUGGAUGAGGUCAACGAGGACGAGGAUGAUUUCCUGGCCGACUUCAAUCACCUCAAAGAGGAACUGAACUUUGUUACGGUCGACGAAGUCGGCGAUGAAGAGGAGGAAAGCACUUUCCCAGGGAAGAACCCGCCCGAGGAUGAAGAUGACGAAGAUAUUGUUGCUGUUGCAGGACCAGAAGAAAUGGGAAUUCUAGGAGAUACAAAUCCAGAGGAUGAAAUGGCUGAAAUCUCCAAGCCAAAAGCAGCUCAGCUGGGAUCAGAAGAUGCAGAACCAAAGCCUCAGCAGAAGAAAACGACUUUUCCAGGUGUCCCCAAGACGCAGAGCACUCCCAAAGCUCUGGACAUCCUGGUGCCCAAGGCCGGAUUCUUCUGCCAGAUCUGCUCCCUCUUCUACGCCGACGAGCCCUCCAUGAUCAACCACUGCAGGACCCCCCUGCACCGGCAGAACAUGGAGAAAUUCAUGGCCAAGCAGCAGGAGAGCGGCGGGGAGGAGCCGAGCUCCAGGUGAUGGAGCUUCCCAGGAACCACCACACGUCGGGGCCAGUCAGCUCUGUGUGUUCGGAUUUCCUCGGUCAUUCGGGGUCGGGAAGGAGAAUCCAUGAUGUGAAAAAUCAGAGCUGGGAACAGACCCAACCCAA